CGUUACGUAAUCUCUGCACGCCGGAGGCGAAGGGAGGGUCGCAGGUUCGAGCCCAGCCUGAGCAUUAGCGAGCUCCUCCCUCCCUCCCUACCUCACUUCCGGGAAAGGCUUUGGUUUCGACCCCCAGGAUCGACAGGCGAACAAAAGAGGAAGCACUGCGUGGGGGCCGCGAGCGGGGUGCACGGGAACGGGUGGCUUUUCAGACGGGCGGGCGUCGUCCCGGGAAAAGCUGCGAGCGCAGGGGCCCGGCCGGGACGGGGCGGCCGGGAUCGCAGACGCGGGAGACGGCCCGGUCCGGCCUGCGGGGAAGAGCAGCAGCCGUUCACGCCUGGUGCACUGUGGACUCUUGUGAUAAUUAUCAACAAUAGCUUUCUUUGGAUAACCUCCUACCUAAAGAAGACAGAAAAUGAUGGCUUGUGCUGAGUUUUCUUUUCAUGUGCCAAGUCUACCAGAGCUUGCUGAAGUUAUGCAGAAGGGGUUAAAAGAUAACUUUGCUGAAGUCCAGGUCUCUGUCGUUGACUGUCCUGAUUUGACUAAGGAACCAUUUGUCUUUCCUGUAAAAGGCAUCUGUGGAAAAACUAGAAUUGCAGAAGUAGGAGGUGUGCCUUACUUAAUGCCUCUUGUAAACAAAAAAAAAGUUUAUGAUCUGAAUAAGAUUGCAAAAGAAAUCAAGCUACCUGGAGCUUUUAUUCUUGGAGCAGGGGCAGGCCCAUUUCAGACUCUUGGAUUCAAUUCUGAGUUUAUGCCAAUUAUUCAAACAGAAAGUGAACACAACCCCCCUGUGAAUGGAAGUUACUUUGCCUAUAUUAACCCUGCAGACGGAGGGUACCUACUAGAGAAAUACAACAAGAAAUACCAUGAUUUUGGAUGUGCAUUGUUGGCUAAUCUUUUUGCCAGUGAGGGUCAAUCUGGGAAGGUAAUUGAGGUAAAAGCCAAAAGAAGAACUGGACAACUUAACUUUGUGACUUGUAUGAGACAGACUCUGGGAAACCAUUAUGGAAACAAGCCUGUAGGGAUGGGAGGAACUUUCAUAGUUCAGAAGGGAAAAGUAAAGGCUCAUAUUAUGCCCACAGAAUUUUCUUCUUGUCCGUUGAACUCUGAUGAAGAGGUAAAUAAAUGGUUGAAUUUUUAUGAGAUGAGGGCUCCUCUGGUUUGUCUACCAGUUUUUGUCUCCAGAGACCCAGGGUUUGACUUGCGACUGGAACACACUCACUUUUUUAGUCAUCAUGGAGAAGGUGGACACUACCAUUAUGACACUACUCCAGAUACAGUGGAAUAUCUUGGAUACUUUUCACCAGCAGAGUUUCUCUAUCGCAUUGAUCAACCAAAAGAGACCCAUGGCUUUGGGAGAGAUUAAAUCAACUGAUCCAUGUUUAGAAAAAGAGGCGGUUAAGGUUAAAUAACUAGCUCAUUAAGGAUACUAAUAUAAAAUCUUAACAGUGUGGUGGUACACACCUAUAAUCCAGCACUCAGGAAGCUGAGGCAGGAGAAUCACUGAAUUGAGGCCAGCCUGGG
Molecule: messenger RNA, 1515 nt
Organism: Chinchilla lanigera (long-tailed chinchilla)
Lineage: Eukaryota; Metazoa; Chordata; Mammalia; Rodentia; Chinchillidae
Gene: Bkgd
Product: chromosome unknown open reading frame, human C11orf54
Exons: 9
Coding region: 407-1357 (316 amino acids)
Cellular component (GO): nucleus
Molecular function (GO): zinc ion binding; hydrolase activity, acting on ester bonds
Source: RefSeq, a predicted model, not a curated record